Menidia menidia (Atlantic silverside) is the source of this 2514-nucleotide messenger RNA. The record is from the annotation of a GenBank genome assembly. Lineage: Eukaryota; Metazoa; Chordata; Actinopteri; Atheriniformes; Atherinopsidae.
GGGGGGGGGGGGCACCCGUCUGGCUCCUCUGAGCAAACAGGAGCAGGAGGAAACGGCCGGAGCCACUUGACCGUGUCCAGGCAGUGGCGGGCACAGACUCCCGUUUGGCGGCCGGAGUGGGUGUGUCCCGGUUUAACCAUUAAGCUCCGGACGGUUAAGUCCCCCCCCCUGCUGACCUCCUCAAGUCACUGAACACUUUUGGAGUUUCACCUGAGCCCUUCCAGUUUGUUUGCUGCUCAUCGUCUGGGGAAAUGUGGGAAAGGAUCGUCCUCCUCUUGUGUCUGCCUUCUGCUGUGGUAGCGCAGCUCUGUGCCCCAAAUGCUCCCAAUGCCAACAAAGUCCGACUCAGCAUCAAAACGGCUCUUGGAAGUCAAGCUUAUGACUGGAAUGACGACGAAAUGUUCCUUUUCCAAGCGACUCUGGCUUUUGCCAUGAGGAACCACAUCCAGGGACAGGAGUUCAACGUGUCGAACGUCAUCGUGUGUAAUGAGACUCAGAGAGUGUCCUUUUGGUUUGUGGUGACGUCGCCGCUGGACCCCACGCGCCUUAUUGGCAAAAGAGACGUGGAGCAGGCUGUGAGAAAGUCCAGGCACCGCCUGAACAGCGCCUUCCUGCUCUCCGACGCCACUCUGGAGUUCGUGGGCGUCCCCCCCACGCUGGAGGGGCCGGCCCAGCCCGACACCCCGCCGUGGCUCAUCGUGUUCGGCGUGGUCAUCGGCCUGGUCAGCGCCGGCAUCGUGGCCCUGCUGGCGUCCUCGGUGGCGGAGAGGAGGCGCAAGAAGAACAAGGUGACAGAGGAGGAAGACGAGGAAGAAGAGGCAGACGCACGGGGGAAAACGCUGGAAAACGGCUCCGCCACGGAGGGUGUUUAUAACGUGACAUUCUCAGAUGAGGAACGGUUCACACAGAUGUAAAAAAAAACAAAUUAUUUCUCUUAUGAAGCUGCUUUGUUUGGAAUUCGUUGCACUGAUUGAUAUAUUGGAAUGUGCAAAGUCAUGAUUUUUUCCUUUGAGGAACGUCUUUUUUAACGUUAAUACUGAGAGAUGAUGAACUUUAGCUCCCCGUGUAUCAGGAUGAGUGUCCCUCAUCAUUAUAUCACCAGCGUGCCCUCUCUGUGAGGAAUCUUGUGAAUCUCCAGUAAUCAUUAGCAAGAAACCGAGAAAAACACAAACUUGCUGUGGAGCGGCUAUUUUUCUAGAGGCAUUAAUCUGUCAGGAACUGCCGAGUCAGCGCUGUAAAGUUUUAAGAUGAUGGGAGACAUAAAGUCCAGCUGUGGUCAGUAUAAAAUUGAUGGUAGGCGGACACUACAGCGCCCCCUGUGGGCCGUUUGGGAGUAAAGCACCAGAGUUUUCUCCUGUUUUCGGCCAUUUUUGCCCACGGAUGUAAACAAACACGCCUACUCCUGAGAAGCCACCUCUGAAUGAACACACAAUGGAAGUUCAUUUUUAAGAAAAAGGUAUGCCUCAAUUAAUCAUCAUUCAGGUUUAUUUGAACCGUUUGAAAAUCGUAAGUGACACUGACAGUCAGUUGAAAGAAUGAGGUAAAUGGAUGAAUCACAGUCAUCAGUAAAGGUCCAAAUCAGAUGGAAAUCUGGUAACAAUUUUUGAUUUUUCACCUCCAUCUGAACACGGCGCCGCAAAGUCCACAGUUAUCCAGAGAAGACAUUAGAGCUUAUUCGGAGUUUCAGGGUCAAAGGUUGUCCACAGUGGCUCAUCUCAGGAAUCUGCUGCUCUUCCUCUGCCAAGGAGGGAAUCCAGCAUCAAACACCACAAAAACAAAUGGAAGAAAAAAUUGGACCACUACAAAAAAACAAACAAACUUCAGUCUCACAAACCGACACUGUGAUAAAAUAAGCCAGCAGUCUUUUAAAAACUUUCAAGCAUCUCCCAUGUGACUCAUGUCAAAGGCCCAACACAGAAGCCGAGUUUUCUCCACGUCUGAAUGAAUUUAUCAAAUUGAAACUUAAAAAAAAAUCACACAUUCACACCACGUGGAGUAUGUUAGCUAAAUAAAAUUCAACAGUGUAGAGUCUGAACUAAAAACCACAUUGCGGAGGCCGACCGAACCCUUGUGACUGGGAGUCUUAUUCAUCUGGAGUAUAUCACAAGAAAAAAAAAAAAGAACAAAAAGCCGGCUAAGUGUGUCAGGGCUGUCCUUUGAUUCUGCUGGAGCCGCUGCUCUCGGCUCUUCCGUUUUUUUUUUGUUUUAAACCCCCACAGAGCUGUGGUGGAUGCAUUCCACAUGUGCAGCUUUAGGUGGCACCAUUGUUCUGCUGCUUUUUCCUGGGGAAAGAAAAAAAAAACUGACUGACUGUUUUUUCUCUCUCCUGGAAACAUGAGUUUGGAAUGCAUGCAUUUCCAGCCAUUUUUUUAAAUGUGAUGUAAAUUCGUGAUUGGUUUAAAAUAAAGAAAGAAGACGGCUCCACAUUGGAUUUGACAUCUGCAGCCAUCUCUUGGUAAACAUUCCCACAGCUUGCGGUCAGAAGUAAGCUGCAGUUAUUGCUCCUCUUUUCUC